AUGGAUCCAAGCAACAAGAAAGAGAAAGACCAAGUGCAUAUAGUAGAGAAAGUCAAGCGUCCUCAUAGAGAUCUGGACCUUUCUGAUCAGCUAGGUGACGCUCACUUCAAUAUUCUUCCACAAAGGAGAAUUAUUACUAUCUUGUUGAUACUUGCAUUGGCCAAUCUCGUUUCAUUUGCAGAUCAAACUGGUAUAACAGUAGGCUUGUCUGCUAUCGCUUCAGAUUUGAAUUCAGAAAAGACUAUCAAUUGGGCUGGUACAGCUUCCUUGUUAGCAAAUUGUGUUUGCCAAAUUUUGUUCGGACGUCUCUCUGACAUAUUUGGAAGGAAGAAUGUGUUGAUGUGGUGUUUAGCCAUCUUAAUCAUUGGACAGGUUGCAUGUUCAACAGCUCGAAAUGGUCCUGAGUUCUAUGUAUUUAGAGCAUUAGCCGGGAUUGGUAAUGGCGGUGUCUCUUCUCUUGGAAUGGUUAUUUUAAGUGAUAUUGUCUCUUUGAAAGAUAGAGGUAAAUACCAAGGUAUACUUGGUGCCAGUGUUGGAUUAGGAAAUAUUGUUGGACCUUUCGUCAUGUCUGCAUUCGUAAAGCACUAUUCCUGGAGGGGCUUCUAUUAUUUAUUUGCACCCUUAGGCUGCCUUGUUAAUGUUGCAAUUUAUUUUACCAUUGAUGGAAAUACUAAACUUGACGGUGUCUUGUCUAAGAAAGAAAAGUUCAAGAAGAUAGAUUAUUUGGGCAUUAUAAUUGCUUCGAUUGCCUUAACUUGCCUUCUUGUUGCAAUCAGUGGUAGUGGUACUUCAUUUCCUUGGGAUAGUAAGCUCACUAUUACCUUGUUUUGUGUUGGUGGUAUUGCAUUCAUUGUAUUCUUCUUAGUUGAGUGGAAGAUUCCGGAGUUGCCAAUGAUCCCAUUAAGACUAUUCAAGAGCCCUUCUAUGUGCUUGUUGUUUGCUUCCACUUUUUUGUUCGGCGCUACAUACUUCAGUUUGUUGUAUUACUUACCAUACUAUUUCCAGAUUGUCAGGUCUAAAAGCGAAAUACAAACUUCGGUAUUUAUUGUUCCUUUGGUGGCUGCCCAAGCCCUUAUGUCUAUUGUUGGAGGGCAAAUCAUCACUCUUACAGGACAUUAUUUUUUUGUUGUAUGUGGAGGUUACGCACUUUGGUUAACUGGUUGUGGCUUAUUGAUCAUCUGGAAUGAGCACACGAGUGAUGGAGUUCUAGUUGUGGUAAUGUUGAUCAUUGGCACUGGUGUUGGUUUUUCAUUUCAACCUUCAAUGGUAGCCAUCCAAGCCAAUUGUAAGAAGGCUGAAAGGGCGGUGGCAAUCUCUACCAGAAAUGUUUUGCGUUCCUUUGGGGGUGCCAUUGGUAUUGCAUCCGGAUCUACUAUGAUUAGUAACACGUUAUUGAACCAUCUCGCACAAAUUCAAGGUCAAUCAGACUUAACUGAGGCUACGAUCGACUACUUGAAGGACCAUAUAUAUUCGAAGAUAAACCUUGCUGGGGUUUCGGCAUCCGAGAUUACGACAAUUUCACAAUUGUACAUCUCGGCAUUGAGAUACUACUACUAUCUCAUCGUCACCUUCAUGGGAAUAUGCUUGGUGUGCUCCAUUUUCGUUAAGGAUCGGGGCUUACAAUGCACGGACGAACACCCUGUCCGUACGAGAAAGGAUCUUGAGUCAUCUGCAUCCUCGUACACAGUCAAUAGUUAA
Scheffersomyces stipitis CBS 6054 is the source of this 1698-nucleotide messenger RNA. RefSeq lists its product as uncharacterized. The coding region runs from base 1 to 1698 and encodes 565 amino acids. Gene Ontology annotation, molecular function: transmembrane transporter activity. Gene Ontology annotation, biological process: transmembrane transport. The transcript has a single exon. The record is from RefSeq and is a predicted model, not a curated record. NCBI's taxonomy places the organism in Eukaryota, Fungi, Ascomycota, Pichiomycetes, Serinales, Debaryomycetaceae.